This is a messenger RNA of Drosophila guanche, 1659 nucleotides long. Its product is annotated as serrate RNA effector molecule homolog. Gene Ontology annotation, molecular function: protein binding. The transcript has 8 exons. Bases 92 to 1468 code for a protein of 458 amino acids. NCBI's taxonomy places the organism in Eukaryota, Metazoa, Arthropoda, Insecta, Diptera, Drosophilidae. The record is from RefSeq and is a predicted model, not a curated record.
GGGGCAAUGUGAAGAGUCGCGGACUCUAAGUGUGCUUGCUGCUGCGGACCCCAGACAGAGAGCAGAAAAAAUAUUCAAAAAAUAUUCGGCAAUGCCGCCGAAGCGACGGAGAAGAUUCCAUGGCCUUUAUUACCAUUCAUCGCCACCCAAAGUUAUGCCAAUGAACGGACAAGCGGGCGGCCUCAAUGGCAGCAAGCGGCGCAGCAAUGACGAUUUCUCGGUGAAGCUAUCCACCAUUCGCAUCUGGAUGCACGAAAAGGACAUUGGCAAGCUGACGCGCAUUCUGUGGGCGGGCCAAGGACAUCGCCUGUGCCAGCAGGCCAGCAACAAUGGGCGUGUCAAGCGGUUCCUCGCCGCCGUGCCGCAUGUUAUGAAUGCCAUUAGGGAUCUGCAUCAGGCGGUGAUCGACAACAGUCUGGAGACGGUGCAGGCACAGCUGGAGCCACCCGUGUCCGCCGCUCUGGUGACCUGCCGCGAUGGCAAUGGCCUGAAUGUCAUACACAAGGCCGCCGGGCUGGGCCACACCAAGAUCUUGGAGUAUUUGGUUGGCCUCUGGCCGGAGGGCGCCCACGAGAUGGACAUCACCGGCAAGACGCCGCUCCACUGGGCAGCCAGUGCCAAAAAUAAUAUGCGCUGCUACACGCUGCUCACCCAGGCGGGCUGUGACGAGGAGGCGCUGGAUUAUAAAAUGAAGACACCUUCGUACUAUCGCCACAAGCCGCACGAAAUCGAACGCGCCUUUCUCGUCUAUGUGCCGGAGGCGCCGCGCGUCUCCCCGGAGAGCAUCACCGAUUGGGGGGCCUUGAGCGACGAGAACGGUGGCGACGCUGCUCUUGAGAAGAAAUUGGAAAUGAAGCCCCAAGUCCCAACUCUGAACGGGCGCAAGUCUCUGGAUGACAGCAUCGAGAACACCUCGGAGCUGGACACAAACGAUGGUACAAGUGCCAACGAUGAGGAAGAAGAUUUGUCCAAGGCAGACUUGGAUGUGGAUGUGGAUGAGGCCGAGGCGGAGGCGGAGGCGGAAGUGGAAGUGGCGCCAUUGCAGCGCAGACCGGAAACGCCGGCCACAUUCAACAAUGGCCACAUCAAUGGCGAUGGCGAUGACAUCGAAGGGGAAGUCGAAGUCGAAGUCGAAGGGGAAGUCGCAGUCACCGAAGAGCCAGAGCCUGAAGCGGAGAAUAUUGCAAGAGCUGUAGAUGGCCAGGGUGGAGAGCAGCAGGAGGAGCAACCACAGGAGGAGCAAACUGUCGCAGAGCAGACGGAGGAGCAGCCUGCCACAGAGAGUGAGCCGGAGGUUAACGAAAAGACUGAAGAGGCGCGGCCAGAGACGGAAGCAGUGGAAGAGACAGAAAAGAUCAACGAGCCGCAGGAGGAGCAGCCCGAAGCGGAGGCUGAGGAGCAGGAUAAUGUAGAGCAGAUUGAUGAUAACGAUGAAGACGAUGACGAGGUACACUUUGGCGUGCUGUAGGUGUACGGUUCUGUAGUUCUUGUCACGUAUACGUACUGUGUGCCCGUUCAACCGCUCAAAAAACUCAAAAACACUGCAAAUAUGUGAACUGUAAUCAAUCCAGCAACUGCAGCAGGCACCCCGCAACAAUUCCAUGUAUUCUAAUUGUUUAACAACAAACAAAGAGCAGCAGCGCAAACAACAGCAGGAGG